AGAGAGAGAGAGAAAGAGAGAGGAGCACUUCUCUGAGCCAGGUUGGCCUUCUCCCAAUUCAGCUCUCUCCCGUUAUGCUCGCAGUUGAUCAGUUUGGCGCAGGUGUAGCUUCCCUCUCUCCGGCUCCUCCUGCCUCCUCCCUGGUCAUUCGAUGUAUUUAUUGGCGCAUUUCAUGAACUAUUGAUUUUCUUCCUCCUCUCGCUGCGUGUCGUGGCGAGACUGAGCUAGAGGCAGACUCUGCUUUCCUCGUGCAGCGGACCUGUUGCAGCACUUUUUAAAGGCAGUGCGAAUCCCCCCCUCCCACCUGCCUUGUUUGUCCACACCCUUGUUCCUCUGAGGGAUUUCCGUGCCUCUCGUGCUUGCCGUCGCCGUCCAUGUUGGGAUGUACCUGUAUGGCUUAGAUGACUCAGAGCCGGGCUCUGCGGACUCGUACACCAGCCGGCCGUCGGACUCGGAUGUGUCCCUGGAGGAAGACCACGAGGCGCUGAGGAAGGAGGCUGACAGACAAGCCCUCGCCACACUCGAGAAAGCCAAGACCAAACCAGUGGCCUUCGCUGUGCGGACCAAUGUGGGCUACAAUUCUGGCCCCAGUGAUGACGUCCCGGUGCAGGGCAUGGCCAUCUCCUUCGAGGCCAAAGACUUCCUCCACAUCAAAGAGAAGUACAAUAAUGACUGGUGGAUUGGGCGCUUGGUGAAGGAGGGCUGUGAGGUGGGCUUCAUUCCCAGCCCGGUGAAGCUAGAGAACACGCGGCUACAGCAGGAGCAGAGGAUGAGGCAGAGCUGGCUCAGCUCCAGCAAAUCAGGAGGAAACUCCAGCUCCAGCCUGGGUGAUGUUGCCACGGGAACACGCAGACCCACUCCGCCUGGCACAGUGGCAUUAGAGGUUGACUCCCUCGACCUGGAUGCAGAGGAGCCCCCUGAGGGCCAGGCUGAGCCUCAGUCCCCCAGGGCCAGCAGUGUCACCUCUUCACAGGCUAACGCCCACCGCCUUCCUUUUUUUAAGAAGAUGGAGCAUGUCCCCCCCUACGACGUGGUGCCUUCCAUGAGACCCAUCAUCCUGGUGGGACCCUCACUCAAGGGCUAUGAGGUCACUGACAUGAUGCAGAAGGCGCUCUUUGACUUCCUCAAACACAAAUUCGAGGGCAGAAUAUCCAUCACGCGGGUGACGGCGGACAUUUCCCUGGCCAAGCGCUCCGUCCUCAACAACCCCAGCAAGCACACCAUCAUCGAGCGCUCCAGCACGCGCUCCAGCCUGGCCGAGGUGCAGAGCGAGAUUGAGCGCAUCUUCGAGCUGGCGCGCACCCUGCAGCUGGUGGCCCUGGAUGCCGACACCAUCAAUCACCCCUCCCAGCUGGCCAAAACCUCACUGGCGCCCAUCAUUGUCUACAUCAAGAUAGCUUCGCCCAAGGUUCUCCAGAGGCUUAUCAAGUCCCGGGGGAAGUCCCAGGCCAAGCACCUCAAUGUGCAGAUGGUGGCAGCAGAUAAAUUGGCCCAGUGCCCCCCGGAGCUCUUUGACAUAAUACUAGAUGAGAACCAGCUGGAGGACGCCUGUGAGCACCUGGCUGACUACCUGGAAGCCUAUUGGAAAGCCACGCAUCCACCCAGCUGCAACCCCCCCAACCCUCUUCUCAACCGCACCAUAACAACCGCUGCCCUGGCCGCCUCCCCCGAGCCCGUCUCCAACCUCCAGCUACAGGGGCCGUACCUGGUGCACGGGGAACAGAAGCGGGACGGGCCUCUGUCAGAGCGCACCGGGCUCCAUGACUACCAGACUGACCUGGGCGGGAAGCACCAGGUCCAGCAGCAGCAACAGCAGCAGCAGCAGCAGCAGCAGCAGGUCUACCUGCGCUCAUCGCGGGCCCAGUCCCGGGGGGGGCGGGGCCUUUCCCGGCAGGACACCUUUGACUCAGAGACGCAGGGCAGCCGGGACUCGGCCUACACAGAGGCGGGAGACUCCUGCAUGGACAUCGAGACCGACCCGUACGAGGAGCCCGAGCCGUACCGGGGCGGAGGCAGCCGCUUACAUCUGGGCCAGGCACACGGCCGCCAAGCCUCCUGGGAAGAUGAGGGGGCCGAACCAGAUCAGGAGAAUCUGAACCGCGCCCCCUUGCAGGAGCAGCAUGCCCGGACCAGGCAGAGGGAGAGGUACUGCCAGGACCCGGGAGACAACAACUCUACUCUGGGCCGCAACAAGAACCAGGAAGACUGGGGGAGGGAUGUCUACAUCCGCUAACACACCAUUGGCUGAGAGGCUGAUUGACAGACAAGGGGAGGGUAGUGAAGUGUAGAUUAUUGGGAAAAUGUGGUUUAAGAAAAAAAAAUGGCUCUCAUCAGUAACCCAUCUAAACUAAUCUUUCAUGACAGUGUCCAUUGAGAAAAAUGCAGAAUACUGCCAGACACCAGUGCUCUUAAUGUAAUUUCAGAACUGAAAUCCUCUGUUUUAGAGAUGUCUGACAGCAGUGAAUCACAGGUUUUUAGAACUGCAUGUGUGCUUUCCCUGGCACAGAAGCAUCGGUACCUGUGUCAUUGUAGUUGUUCUUACAAAACACCCCUAAGUGGUGAAGCGAUGGAACGUGCCAUUGUUUCACGCACUUUCAAGACCAACUUUCACCCAGCAGGAAUGUCUUAUGCUAACUGCACAUGUACUUCCCUUUGUUGCCAUGUGUUGCUAGAGCACUUGGCUAUGCAGCCCCACCCGCUGCUCACCUCUGCUGUGUCUGCACCAGUGGCAAUGCAUUUCUGUGAUUCCUGUUGUACUGACACUACGGGUUGAUAUUCAAGACAGAUCACACCAGCCCUUGUGCACAGUCUGCCUCCAUCCCUGAUGUAACUUCCCCACGUCAGUGCCCCCCUCCCUCAGUUUUAAGCUCUGGUAUUUACUCCGGACUAUGCCAGUCAUUUCACAACUCCCUCAGUUGCUUCAUUGAGUUGGGAGAUGGAAAUGAUACAAACCCCAGCAUUUCCUUUUUUAAAAGUAUGGAUGACAGUCUUUGGUUGAUGUCCUUGCUCAUGCAUUACCGUAUGAGUCUAAUGUAUUUCUGUGCUUGCCUGCAGGAGCUUUGCUUUUCUGCAUUUAGUUUUUAAUCCAUGAUUUAUUUGGUCUUUUAAUGAUGUUUAUAGCUCCACUUCUGCUAGGAGCAACAAGAAGAGCAUUUUAAGAAGGAGGAAAUGUUUCACAUUGUACAAUCUAGAGAGGGAGAGUCUUCUCCCUGUGCCAAUUUCAGAUGAAAGCGAUACAGGUGCCAUCUUCCCAGUGCCUCUGUGCCACACAGGGUAACCCAGCAGACACACAGGGAGCAAUGUGGGCAUGCCCACAACCAGAUGAUCACAUGACCCUGGAGUCUUACCAUUUUCUAUGAUAAGUGAGCUUGAUAAAAGACAACCAGUGACUGCUUUCCAAGGGUUGCCCUCAAUUAUGAGAUUUUAAUCACAGGGAUACAGUCAGAAUGGACUUUUUUCAAUUGAGACUUUAUAAAGUGCAAAGAGUUGGCAAAUAUGCAUAUUUCACUGUCUCUUAAAUGCAUACAGCUGAUUUCAUGACCAUGUCUGGCUUUGUCACCUACAGUCCCUGGAAGCUGUUUCCAUCCUUUUCAGAUAUGUCACAUUCGCUGUGUGAUGAACUAAUCAGAGCUGCCCUUUUUUCAAUGGUUCCAGCUUGGUGGUUUAUGACUGCCUUACCCUCAACAUCCCUCUCAGAAUGCAGAAUGCAGACAGCAGGUGUCCUUCUCAUGGACCGUGUGUUACGCUCACAUAAGUCUGGACACCAUUACCAAGUGUUGACAAUGUGAAUGUCCACUUCAGUGCUUUACCGCCUCUUACUUGCAGCUGCUUAUAUUGUGGUUUGAAUGAGUCAUGCAGGCUUUUGGGGCAAAAAAUUGUAGGCUUUUUUCGUCACCUGCUGUUGUUAACCGUUUUUAAUCACACUGUCUAUAAUCAGCUCACACAUUCCUCAGGAAUUUCAUUACAGGUAAAAAUAGCUUCCUUUGUCACAAAACGAUCUUCUGCAAGUUAAAACAUGAUACAGGGACAUGGGCAGCAAGCACUGCUAGGGCUUGUUCUGAUGGUUGCGUGGUGAUGCUUUGUGUUUGAGUGCAUGUGUGCUGCAGCAGAUGUCUUGUGAGUGGCUGCGUGGGUUGGCGUGGGAGGCGUGUGGGUGUGUACUUAGCAGUCAUGAGAGAAGAGGAGGAAGAGACUGUGCCCUGCCUCUAUAAAAGCAUGCAGUUGAGCUGCCAUUCUGUUUUACGGAAAAGAAAAAGUGCACGUCUUUCAGUCUGUCAGAGUUUUUUUUUUUAAUGAAAAAGCUGCAAGGAAAAGGGCUGGCACACAAAACGGCAACAACUUAAGAAACCCUUUCACCGGGUGAGGAUUCCGGGUUCUGUAGGAGUAUGUGUUUGAGAUGUAAUGGUGGGUGUGCCUCCACUGUGGUGAUGCAGGUCUGUGAGCUGUGUGGUCAUACAGUCACUCAGCUUCACUGCAGUUCACCGUCUUUACACGGGGACACACCCAGGGGCGAAACCCUGCCUUCUGUCUCCAUGAGGAGUGCUCCAGAAUUCCUCCCAUUGCAGAGUGCUUUGGGUGCAGUGGGUGCAGUGGGUGGGUCAGUGCAAGCUAUCCCAUUGCUGCCCUUCUGUCUCAGUCACUCCAAAUACCAACAUACUUACAGUCUGUCAGGCCCCAUGACUUUGACCUCAUCCCUGAUUCAUCUCAGUAACAGAUGUAGACUAAUGUCAGAAUGACCUUUAGUUUUAUUUUAUGAUCAUCAGAGUGAAGACUUUUUUAUUGUUUCUCCUUCUUGAACAUUUCAGCACCCAACAAGGUGGCAGCGUGUAUUUUAAAAGCCCCUGCCUAAGAUGGGCCUAUGUGUGGUGUAUUGUGUCUUACUGUUUUAAUGUGCGCAUAGCCAGAUGUUCUUCUCUUAAGCCCUGUACUGUACACAGUCAGUUGAAUAAGUGCCUGUUGUUUGUGAAGAUGAGUUACAGAUAGAGGCUGUGGUCAUAAUUUUUACUCUUCUUUAGUCCAGUCAUGGUCCCGCUGAUGGGAACCUCCUCCCCCAGCUGAGCAGCCCCUUUAAUUUGGCUGAUGUAAUUACUCACUGUCACAACAGAGGAACGUGCUGCAGGGUAAAUGGGGAUGGGAUGAUCUCAUGAUUUGGUCCAUUGUGGAGUCCGGCAUAUUAGUUCCAUUUAAUUAUCACUUACAGUGGCUGCAUUUUAUAGCUGUCCACUCGACUCGGGCUGUACUGGCUAGCAAAUGGCUGGCCCCUCCUCCCACAGUUGUGCCAGGUGUAUAUGCUUCUGAUGUAGUGUACCUGCAUCCAGUAAAUACUUGUCAACCUAUUAGGUGUAACCGCUUUCCACACUUACCGUCCCCUGGUAUGACUCCUGACAGCUGUCCCACUCCCACCAGAAGAAGCCCAUUGGUCGCUCAACCUCCACCAUGUCUUUCCUUUUCCGCGUGAUUGUCAGAAGGCUGCGCUGAUUCCCAUGCCACUCUCUCGCUGUCAGUGCCAAUGUCACCACAGUGCCACACUGCUGUUGUCGUGUCCUGCUGUGCCAGCUCCUCUCGCACAUCUGCAAGAGUCUCUUUAAGAUGAAGAGUCGCCUUACUUGUCACGCACAGCAUAGUCUUCUGGAAGUGUCUUUCUUAAACCCUUGUGCAUUCGAGAGCACUGUCAUUGAGGGGUAAGAUUGGUGUAGGAUCAGUUACACUUGUACAGCAUGUGAUGAAAUUCUACAUUGCAUAAGAAGUGACUUUAGAAAUGUGAUGUAAACUUUUUUUGAUCAAACACAUACAGUAGGAAGUGGGUGUGUGAAAUGCAAAGCAAAAGACUUUGUUGUAUUGAUGAAACACAAAACCUUUUCCUCACUUGUUAGCCAUGAUGGGCCUUAAGUGAUUGUAUUCCUCAGAUUGCAAAAUUUACAUUUUAUGUACUACUGAUCUACUAUGACUUUACAAGAGUAGGAGUGUUUAAUUUUUUAUUUAAGGCAAAAUAAUUGUGCCUGAUUGAAAUGAAAUGUUUCUAAAAGCUGUACUGGCACUACUUUAUGAUUUUUUUUCUUCAUUUUUAUCACUUGAUUUUUAAAGCAUAAAUGUGAACACUUGCUAUGCCACAUAAAGGAUAUAUGAUAUGUUUUUUAUUGCUAGUUCUGUGGAGUUAGGUUUUUUCACUUUAUUGUUUCUUUGGUGUAAAAGCACACCGCUUUCAGAAGCCUGUGUGGUUUACAUCCCGCUCUGUCUCUUUCUGAGACCACCAGUGGCUCAUCUUUGCUUGUGCCAGUUUCUCUGCCCGCUGCUGUGACUUUGCACACUGGAGAAAAGACAUGCUUCAGCUGAUGCUGAGGGGUUGGGGACACCUCAGAACAGUCUUGCCACCUGUCUCGUGCUGUCCUCCCUCAUGGAGGUAGAGCAGUCUCUGUCCUCAGGCCACUGGGGCUUUUCAGCCACACAGCCAGCGCGUUCAGUUUAACGGACCACUAUGCUGAACACAUUUACUUCUCAUUUUCACGUCUGCCCCCCCCCCGCAUUUCACCCUAAGCUGCCUGGAUGCAGACACUGUCACCCCCCUUUAAGCCUUGUUUUCUCUGCAACUGUUGUUACCUUUCUUUUGUGUCUAUUUUUUUAAUAUUUUGCUACCUGUUGGAUUAUUAAUUAUUCAGUUAGUUUGAUUUAAGUCAUUAAGUUCAUUUUUCUUCUGAGCACUUUAGAUUUUAUUUGAGAUUAGUUAUUUUCUUUUCCUUUGCCAUUAACAUACAUUAUUAGACAAAGACGAGACUACUCUGAGGUUAAAGGUCACUCCCCAGCCCCUUAUCAAAUGCUCGGGGACAGGAUUUACAAGAAAAAUGUGUAUGUUUUACAUCCUGAGACUUUAGAUUAUUGCUGGUGUAAACUACUGAGUCACAUAUAAAUAUGAUUAUAUAUAUGUACAAUAUAAA
Messenger RNA from Megalops cyprinoides (Indo-Pacific tarpon), 6932 nucleotides. Its product is annotated as voltage-dependent L-type calcium channel subunit beta-1-like. Gene Ontology annotation, cellular component: voltage-gated calcium channel complex. The record is from RefSeq and is a predicted model, not a curated record. Bases 383 to 2233 code for a protein of 616 amino acids. NCBI's taxonomy places the organism in Eukaryota, Metazoa, Chordata, Actinopteri, Elopiformes, Megalopidae. Gene Ontology annotation, molecular function: protein binding; high voltage-gated calcium channel activity. The transcript is spliced from 13 exons. Gene Ontology annotation, biological process: chemical synaptic transmission; neuromuscular junction development; calcium ion transmembrane transport.